This is a messenger RNA of Nematostella vectensis (starlet sea anemone), 1317 nucleotides long. RefSeq names its product lipoyltransferase 1, mitochondrial. Gene Ontology annotation, molecular function: lipoyltransferase activity. Gene Ontology annotation, cellular component: mitochondrion; cytoplasm. Bases 63 to 1292 code for a protein of 409 amino acids. The record is from RefSeq and is a predicted model, not a curated record. The transcript is spliced from 12 exons. Gene Ontology annotation, biological process: protein lipoylation. NCBI's taxonomy places the organism in Eukaryota, Metazoa, Cnidaria, Anthozoa, Actiniaria, Edwardsiidae.
CCACAGCAAGCCCGUGAUCGUCUGGGAGUUGAUUAACCCUCCGCCAUGUUUAGGGUUGCGGUAUGCUCUUGAAAAGUGCCGCAUCAGGCUGCUUCUCGGCCCGUAUCAGACAUUUCUCAUCACCGGCAUGCCAGGCAUCUGUUUAUAUAUCACAGUCACACAAUCCAUACAUUAACUUGGCAUUUGAAGACUGGGUGUAUUCAAACUUAGAUCUGACAAAAAGGAGGCUUUUGUUCCUGUGGAGAAAUGAGCCAGUGGUUGUGAUUGGACGACAUCAGAAUCCAUGGCUGGAGUGUGACAUCAAGAGACUUUCAGAAAAAGGAGUAAAGCUUGCCAGGAGAAAAAGUGGAGGUGGAGCGGUUUAUCAUGAUUUAGGUAAUUUGAAUGCUACAUUCUUUACUCAUCGGUCUGCAUAUAACCGCCAUGAGAACUUGGCACUUAUUGUCAAGACUCUGAGGGACAGAUGGAAAUUAGAUGUUAAACACUCGUCUAGAGAUGAGAUUGUGCUUAAUAAUCAAUUCAAGAUAUCUGGCACAUCAUCUAAACUAGGGCGACUAACAGCAUAUCACCACUGCACAUUACUUCUCAAGGUUGAUCUCCAUACUUUGGGGGAUAUUCUUAACCCAACUUAUACUGGUAUCAGAAGUAAUGCUACAGCUAGUGUUCGAGCAAAAGUCAAGAAUCUGUGCUGUAUUGAACCAACGCUGGGUUUUGAAAGGGUCUCUCUAGCUAUAGGAGAACAGUACUUGGCAAAUUAUGGCGACAAAAGUAUUUCCUCUGAGGCUGAGUUCAUCAACCCGGAAAGUGAAAGCCAUUAUCCAGGAAUCACUGCAAUGGCCGAGGAAAUUAACUGUUGGCCGUGGACGUACGGAAAGACGCCUAAAUUUCAAGUGCCCUUCUUCACAACACUCUCGUGCGGACACGUGACAUUGGAUUUCUUUUCCUACCAUGGUGUUAUUACCCAAGUGAAAGUUUCCUUAAAUGGGGAGCAAAUGCCACCUUCGUCUCUGUUGGGAAGACUUGCUCUUCACCUCCAAGGUACUACUAUUGCAGAGGCGAAUCGAGGAAUUUCCUUCUGUAGCACUGUGGCUAUGCCUUUUUAUUACCCCUUCCCCUUGAAUUGGACUCGUUUCUGCAAUGAAAAAGGCACGUCAUCAGUGAUUAGCAAGCAUGAGGAACACAAGAAAACAAGCCCCUUGCGAGCAGUUGACACUGUUAGAACACACUUACACAGUCGCUCAGAUCAUUGUUUUCUUCAUGUUCUCGUAAACAGUACUAGAGAAUGCAAUUAAAAAAGUCAGUUUGUGUGAACUGUGA